Molecule: messenger RNA, 5079 nt
Organism: Phasianus colchicus (ring-necked pheasant)
Lineage: Eukaryota; Metazoa; Chordata; Aves; Galliformes; Phasianidae
Source: RefSeq, a predicted model, not a curated record
UAAUUCACGUUGGACAUGGGGAUUGCAGCCGUUCCGGCAAUAUUUGCACAACUGGCAGGCGGCUCGCAGGGCUGGGCCGCCCCAGACGAAGGCAAGGGGGGCCUGGGGGUGGAGGGUGUUUGGGGGUGGCAGGUAUGGGAUGAGGGGGUGCAGCUGGGGGAGCGGCUGCUUUUCGUCUCCAGACACAUGGAGUUUAUUAGGGACUGCGUGUUCUCAGCGUGGUGGGGAUGGAUGGGGCUCUCUGUCCCUUCAUGCCUUGUGACGGAGGGGGGGCAGGAUGUGGGCAGAGACCCCAAAGCAUCCUCAUGUGCUAUGCUCGGGGCACUGUGCCCACUCCCAGUGACCCAUCACAGGGCACCUAAAGACCACAGAGAUCCCCUUCAUGCCUAUGGGAAGAAGGCAAGGGGCACAUGGGCCAUGGGGGGGCCCUGUUUGGCAUGGGAAUUAGCACGCUCCCAGAGCGAUCGAUGGUGGUCUCCACCCCUCCCCACCGGACAUGCAGGCAAAUAUUUGUGCCCAGACUUCGCGGGACGGCGAGAAGGAAUUUCAUUCUUGCGCCCACCUGCGGCUCGACUGCCUGGCAUUAACCCCUUCACCACCCCAGGGGAUGGAGGAAGGUGCCCUCCUGGUGCCCCCAUGCGGGCAGCAGGGUGGGCAAGGAGUGUGAUGGGGCAGCAUUUGGUGCAGAUGGUUGGCCACGGCUCUGGGCAUGCCCAUGGCAGUGCUGAUGCUCAUUGUGGGCACAGCACAGUUUAUCCUGGCAAUCCCCUACUAGACAAACCCUGUGCAGGGCCUGUGGAAUAUGGGGAAUGGGCAAACCACGCCAGCCCCCCACCCAGGUGCCCUAUGCAGCACAACCACCUCCCUGGGCUGCUACUGGGAGUGGGAUGGUGGGGCACAGAGAGCUCUGUUUGCCCACGGAUGUUUAUUGACAAUUUGCAAAUGUAAAACAGGACCGGAGGGGGUUGAGAUCUUUGCCUGUAGUGGGGUGAGGGGAGCACAGGGCCUGCUCACAGCAUCCUGCUGGCACCCCCAGCUCUGUCCCUUGUUCCCCAGCCUCUUUGUGCCCAGCUGGGCCCUGAGCAAACGGGGCUGUUUGCUCACUCCGGGAUUAGCUGCUCUUUGUUCCUUUGACUUUCUCUUCCCUUUAUGCCAGACCCUUUUAUGGGGGCUUCAAAGGGGGCUCGGAACCCCCACCCCCACCUCCACCCCCCCACUGCCUGCAAAGCUCACGUUGGUUUCCCGUGUCCCACUGCUUUGCAGCAACAUCCUGGGGGUGCCUACUAGGGACACCUGGGUGGCCCUUGGGGACAGCAGCUGUGUCACCUGCCCAGUCCUCCCCCGCCGCCUGGCACCUCCGGCUGCCCUUGGCACUUGUUGGAGUGGGUGUGAACGGCUGCUCGCCACAGCAGGAUUCCAGGCACUUUGCACCCUGUAAGCAGAGGUGGGAAACACAGCACUGGGAUCCGGCCAGCUGCACAGCUCUGUGCCCCCCCAGGACAGCACAUCCUGGCAGUGCGAUUCCCAGCAGGAAAACAGCAAGCUGCCUGCUGGCGUUGCUGGAAGGAACAUUUUAGGGUGAAAGGCACCUUGCGGUGCUCUGGUGCCUGCUGGCAUCCAGCAAGCAUCCUGCCACGUACCAGCUGCCCCAUUUCCCUGAUGAGUUUUUUGCCUAAUUAUGAAGGCUAUGGGGUACUGCAGAACUCCAGCCCGGCACUGUGAGGGGCUAUAUGCCCAGAGAGGGACGGGGACCAGGGCAUAAUGCUGGGGACCAUGAGAAGGGAUCAGGGUUGGGAGUGAGGACAGAGCUGUCCCAGGGUGCCAGCGGGGCGUGUUUGCAGCCCGUCACGUCCGCAGAGCCGGGACACGGCCAUACAGGGAAGCCCAGCGGUGUUUGACCCCAGUGCUCACAGCUGCCGCCAAACCGUGCUGCACUGCGUCACCAGCGCUGUCCCCAUAGUCAGAAUGGGGCUGCCAGAAUCCACCAGGAUCCCCCACUACUUGCAAGGUGGGUUGAUGGCUGUGGGGCCAGGGGAACAUGGGAUGGGCACAGUGGGGCCGAGGUGUUUACUCCGGUUGCUGUUACCUGGCCAGGGGCUGCCGGGAACUGCUGGCCACGGGGACAGGAUGGGAGCGCGUGAGAGCAUGCUGUGUGUAGUGUGCAGGAGGAUGAGGUCUGAGAGCUCCUGAGUGGGUGUGGGUGUGAAUGCAGGGGGCUGCAGAAUGGUGGGGUGCAUAGGGGCCACGUGAGCAUGCAAUCCACAGUGCGCAUGCGUGGGGCUAUGGUGCAAGUGGGGGUGUGGGUGUGCACGUGAGUACAGAUGUGCACAUGGGCAUGUGUGCACUCCCGCCCCUGGGGGUCCCUCCAAGCUCUCUACCAAAAAAACCCGCUUCCUGACCCCCACACCCCAUUACUCUCUCUCAGCUCAGAGCACCACCAACACCAUCUAUCCUGCCGUUCCAGGACCACCAUUGUGCCACAGAUAGGCACGGCCACCAUUCCAAGCACCAAUAUCCCACUUGCAGAUCACUCACGCCCAGGGCGAGGGGCAGGUGAGUGCCCGAGGACGCCCUUCCCGAUCCCGGAGCCAAGGGAGGAAGCGGCUGGAGGCAGGAAGCCACCCCCAGGGCCCCCGGAGCACUUUUGCUCGAAGGUCAGCAGCAACACAACAGGAAAUCACGCUGCCUCGGCACGGCGGCCGGGCCAGAGUGCUGCGCCGUGCUGUGCUGCCCGAGGGGUGUUCCCAGCCCCCAGUCCUCCAUCCCGGCCGGUGGCUUGCGGGGGGGGGCCCGCGCCACAGCUGCCCUCCAUGGAAGGGGGACGGGAGCCGGGGAGCAGCCGCCGGCCCCAGGGCAGAGGAUGCAGGGCUGAAGCCCCCAGCAGAGCAUGGAGCUGAACAGUGAGUGCGGGGUAAAGGGGACGGGCACGAGUGGGAAGGGGCAUUGCUGUGGCAGUGGAAAACCAAAUCACAGCCCCAGCCUUCUUGGCAUGAGCACAGCCCUCACCCCACACAUUAGAAGUGAACGCCACGGGUGCCUCUGGUUUGGUUGGAGCUGCCCACUGCCAGUUUGGCAUCUCACUGUGUCCAGCCUUGGGCAGCAGGUUCUGCCCAAUCCUUUUGGGGACAAGUGCAAUGCCGAGGUGGUAGCAAGAAGGGACACAGGUGGAUGGAUAAAGGUCUCUCAGAGGUGGCAGUCACUAGCAUGGAGCUCAGAAGCCAGCUGAGAGGCACCUGGGGCAGCAGCACACCCAUGCUGCCGGCUGACACCAGGCACAGGCGAGCCCUUGGCUGCUGCAGUGGCGAGGAGCCGACGUGCACGACGGGAGGCUGCAGGCAGGGAUUCCCCGAAAUGCACGUGACAGUCAGAGCGGCUCCUGGCACGAACUCCCAAAAGGAGGGCCUGCACAGGGAACACAGCUCAGCUCCCUGCCUGCUUCCCGGGUUGGAGCUGAGCCUAAAACCCAGCACUGAUGCUUGUCACUUUCCCCCAGCCCUUCUGCAAUGCUGGGAAAUCCCAGCUCUGCCCAGACAGAAUAAUGUCCCCAGGAACAGGAGGGAGACAAGAUCCUUCUCAGCUCCCAAAACCUCCUCGUGCCCUACUACAAAGCAAUCCCAGACACCACCAGACCAGGCAGAGCAGUUGCUGCUGUAGGCAUUACCUGAGCUGGGGCUCUCUGAGGAGGGUGGCCAGGUGCCCACGGGUAUCCCCUUCUUUCCCAGGACUACUGCUCUUCACAUCUUUCCUCCUGCACGUCAAAGAGUGUCACGCCAGGCCAAUGGGGCCAGUCUGUGACAAGAGACUGAUCCAGAAGUACAUCGGGGAGGCCAAAGACAUGGAGAAGAGAGUGAGCGAGUGCCAGGCACUACCCGCACUCAGCUGCCCUGUGGUUCUGCCUUUGGUGGACUUCAACAUGCGACAGUGGAAAAGCAAAUCGGUGAGAGGGGCUGGGAGGAUGGUGCUGGGGUGCCCAUGGGACUUGCGAAGGAGCCCCUGGGUAAGCAGAGGGAUACGGUCACCAAACAAGCUGAACAAGCAGCUUGUAGGAACAGUUGGUGGCACAGGAGCAUUGUGUGGAGAUGAGGUGGAGGAUCCAUCCAUAUCAAGGGUGGGCAUGGGAACGAUGGGCCUGCAGCCCUGUGCCAGUGGAGUCAGCACACACACUGCUUCACAGGACGAGAUCAAGUGGCGUGAGAUCCUGUGCAACCUGGUGCUGCUGGUGGGUGCUGUGACAGAGGCUCAGGGCCAGGUGAGCCAGGAAUGCGGAGCAGGGCAGCUGAGCCAGCUCUAUCGACAUGCCAACUCCUUUCUCCUGCUCCUGCAGACCUUUGGCUGGGAGGAAGGGCCCUGUGAGCCAGGCUGCUCCCCGCGCUCCAUUGAGCAGACUCAAGUCACUGAGAUCUUCCUCACCUACCGACAGUUGGUGCAGGGCAAGCUGCGCUUCUUCUUUCACAACCUGGCUAAGGACUCAUGUGACUGAGAUUGGGGCAAGCAGGGACCUCCAGCCCAUGGCCUGAUGAAGCUGUACACAGGAUUCAACACUGAUAAGAGGUCAGAGCAAUCCUAUAGGACAGUGAGCUGUGCUCUGGGUGCCCAGGAAGGUGCCACAGGGAAAGGGUUGGCUCCUUUUCCACAAGCCUUUGGCUAUCACGUGGCUCACAGAGGCCAAAAGCAGUGAUGCCUGUGAGCACGAGGCACAUGCCCUGCUCCUGUCAGACUGUGAAUGCUUUAAAAUUAAAGACCUAUUUUUCUAAAGGAUUGUUUGUGUCUUCCUAUUCCCCCUGCUGUGGCACUGGCCUGAGGAGCAUACACCAGCCUCUGGGAGAGGCAGCAGCUGGGGGAUAUGCUCCUGUUCUCCCCACAACAUCCAGCUCCCUCCUGCGGUGGCUGCCAUCUCUGCAGGGCAGCUGGGCUCUGCUAAGGGAUAUGAGAUCAUAAUGUCCCCUGCUUUCUUGUAUCCACCUGCCAAUCUCACUGUGCUGAGUUCUGGGGUCAUACAGCACCAUUCAGGCUAGGCCAAGCCCCUCUGGGAGACACAGCCUGCAAGCCAGUGCCCCUGAUGUGGUAGCUUUGCUGUCU